AUGUUUGACAUCCUAAAAAAAGACAACUGCCAACUGAACUGCAAAUGUGAACUCUGCCGAGAAUUAUCCAGUCCAGGGUCCAGUCCUAGGUCUGACUACUGUUCAUCACCAACAGCGGAAAUCUCGAAGGUCUUCCGGCCAAUGGACAGCACCAAUUUUAUCCUCAGGCGGGCCAUGCCCUUUGUCAGUCGGGCACCUUCCAAGGAGUGGCAGGAAGCUACCAUGGUGGAUGACUACGGGACCAUGUCCACGCUUGAGGACACCACCAAACUGCUCGAUCUCGGGCUGACUAGUACUAAUAGUAGUCCCUCGUCAGUCGGAGGAAGGAUUAUGGACGGUGACUAUGGUAAAUUCACGCCGAGCAGACCCGCGCCGCCGAAACCUGAUCAGGACCCGAAUAAAAUUGUGAUUCAUUGCGGGGAAAAUUCGCAGGAGGAAAUUGUGGUACAUGUCAGUCCUAGUAGGGAAGAUGUGCUGAAGAUUGAAGAGGACGAAACUAGGAUUGAAGAUUACUGGUCUUUGCCGGGGGAUACUACUGGGUUCAAGGCUGAUUGGAGUUUUGUGCAGCAGUGGCGGCUUCGUGGACCGAGUGGUGCGAAGGAUGUCUACUGCCCUCCAUACGGCAAGGACAGCCCCGAAUCGGCUCGGCUCGAGUCAGACCACCCGCACCACCACCACAGCUCGCACUUACGCCGCCCAGAAUGCACGGGGAACAGUUCCUCCGACGAGAACCGUUCCUCUGGCCACGCGAGUAUGUCAGACACCGGCGGUCACAGCAGCAGCUCGCCCUACCGAGCGCGAGAGCAACUAAACUCCGUCCCCGAAGACGAUAGAUUCUCUGCCUCAGUGACCCAGCGGCGAAACCGCGGCCCGAGCCGCAACAGACACCGAGCCACCCCAGCGAAGGUUCCGUGGAACGGUUCCGGCUUGGAGGAUAUAAAACUCGCCAUCCAGCAGCUGACGAUGCGUUCCCACACUUCAACUUCAACCUACUCAUCGCUCAGCGGCUCAGAAAGCUCCGAGCCAGCAGUCCGGCGGCUGAUGCGGCACUCCAGCCUGGAGACGAUCAACACCAACGUGACCAGUGCGGACGAAUUCGUCUGGGUGGACUCCCACAACCGCCUAGUCGAGCUGCAGAGCCUCCCCUGGAGCCACCACGACGUCCUCCGAGUCCUCCAGACCGGCCGCGCACGAGAACACAUGGACCUAGUCUCCAUGGACACCAUCCCCAGGCUGUCCUACCUCCUCCAACGCGCCCUAGUCCGUGUGGCCCGCGAAAUCCAGCGCCUGGCCCGCCCUCUGGGGCUCUGCAGCAAGCACGAGGUCGCCAGCGCCCUCAAAAUUGUCCUCUGCCCCGCCCUAGCGGACUCCUGCAUCAAAGCAUGCCUCAGAGCAGCCGCCAUGUUCGCAGUUUCCGGAGACCAGCUGCGCCAAUCAAAAUCCUCCCGAUCAGGCCUGACUCUUCCAGUCGGGAGGUUCCUCAGGUGGAUGUCAGACGUGCGGCUCGGCAAGAUGGUCCACGAGUAUGCGGCUAUCUACCUAGCCGCAGGGAUGGAGAACCUCCUGGAGGAGAUCCUCCUCCAGUGUCUUCCUCCAGACGCAGUAACUCUAACAGCCACCAUGCUGGAGCACGCAAUCGCCAACAACGGCGACCUCUGGGGCCUGCUUCAGCCCUACGCGCACUUAAACGCUGGCCGUACGGCUUCAGGGGCUCUAGCCAUGCCCAGGUGGGCCUCAGUCAGCAGUCUCAACUCCUCCACCUCCAAAGGAAGCCGAGAUCUAGGAAACAUUGAGCCCUCCUUGCUCACCACCUGCGUAGGGUCAUUAUCCGAGCUUCUAGAACUCAUCUCCAAGCUGACCCACGCCGGAAAGUGCCCCACCCCCUUGACCUCCAAGGCCCUCAAUGCCCUCUUCUACUACAUGCGCUGCUCCCAAUUAGAGCACGGAGACAAAAGCGCGGGAAUUCAAGAACUAGCUUACGAGAGGGCGUAUGUAGUCCUGCCCCCUCUUGUUGAGUGGCUGAGAGUCUCUGCGGCUCACUCGGAGUACCGCCAUGGGGGCGUGGUCGACCACGAUGACGUCAACCAAGCAGCCAGGCUCCUCCUCCCGGGCGUUGACUGCCCCGUAAGGCCGCUUUGCUUUGAAGAAGUCAGCUGCCGUAGGGCCGACGAUGAGUUUGUCAAACGCUUAACCCUGGACAUGGCCUUUAAAAUGCUGACCAGUGGCCGCAGGGAUUUGGUCAGCCAGGCGCUGCCCCUGCUGCCCCCCACUAAAAUCAACACAGUCAACGAUUCCGGCCUUACGGCGCUUAUGCUCGCCUGCAUAGCCAAUAACGAAGCCGCUGCGACGACCUUAUUGGACGCGGGGGCGGAUCCUAACAUCGAAAGCCCCGCCCCUGGAGCCACGCCCCUUAAAUCCGCCCCUAAGAGUCAAAGUAACGCAGAAACUCAGCACUGGACAGCGCUGACCUACGUUUCUUUGUUGGGCCACUGUCAAAUCGCCAGGAUUUUAUUAGAGAGGGGCGCUAAGGUCGAGGGCGGGGCCAGGGUGGGGGAGGACAAGUGUACUGUCACGCCCCUCCAAGCCGCUACGGCUACAGGGUGCCAUGAAAUGGUCGCGCUGCUACUGGCUCAUGGCGCGCAGCCUUUUUUAUCGACUAUUGUCAAAGACGGGUUCAGUUACUCCGGUGCGGCUCAGCGCGGCUGCUACAGCGCCAUCUGUGUGGCCACGGCCCACGGCCAGAGGGCGUGUCUUCACCAGCUGCUGUCCCACCCACUGAACUUCUCCAGGAAGGACAAGGAGGUGCUAAGCUUGGAGGAAAUCCUCGCAGAGGGCAGCACUGAGCCGCUGGCCAAAACCAAGGACCCGGUGUUUAAUAAGGUCCAGAGCAAGGCCCUCCAGGAGGCGAUGUACCACAGUGCGGAGAGCAACCACCUGGAGAUCACCAUGGAGUUAAGAGGCCUAGGUGUCGCUUGGACUCUCCACUGCUGGAUGGCCAGUUUAGCUACUGCCCAUGAGAUGAAGAUCGACACCGUCAUUGAUCAGCUCCUCCAGGACUUCCUUCAGGUCUGCCCUGAUGAUUACUCCUCCCAGUUUGUUCAGGAGUGUCUGCCAUUGUUGUUCAACAUCUUCCGGUACAAUAAGGUAGAAGGAGGCAACUACGCUCCUCCUAGCGGACAUUUUUUGCAACUGCUACGGCUGGGAGCCGAUAAAGAAGAUCCGGGAUACGACUGUACCGACCGGGUCGAGGAUAGAUCCCAAGUUUGUGAACAAUCCUGAACUUAGUGAUGUUCAGUUCCGUGUAGAGGGCCGCGUUUUUUACGGGCACAAGAUUGUGCUCAUAACCUCCUCACCCAGGUUCAGGAAUAUGCUCAGUUCUAAACUUUGCGAAGGAAAUCCUCCUAUUGUGCAGAUUAAUGAUAUAAGAUAUCAUAUUUUUCAGAUGGUAAUGGAAUUUCUUUACCACGGAGGUUGCGCGAGUUUGCAAGUAAACCAGAGUGACGUCUUGGAACUCAUGGCUGCGGCUAACUUCUUCCAGCUUGACGGGCUUUUAAGAUACUGCGAAGCCCAGUGCUCUUCUAUAGUCGACCUGGAUAAUGUAGUCUCCAUGUAUAUCCACGCCAAGGUAUACAACGCGAACCAAUUACUGGAAUAUUGCCAAGGUUUCCUUCUCCAAAAUAUGGUGGCGCUGAUGACCUACGACGACUCGGUAAAGCGAUUAUUAUUCGCUAAAAAAUUACCAAAUCACGACGUACUUGCCGGACUGCUUGCCACGCUUCAAUCGAGAAUAAAAUCGCGGAAGCAAUAUAAAAAUUA
Cotesia congregata is the source of this 3816-nucleotide messenger RNA. The record is from the annotation of a GenBank genome assembly. NCBI's taxonomy places the organism in Eukaryota, Metazoa, Arthropoda, Insecta, Hymenoptera, Braconidae.